AUGCUUGAAGCACUCGCCAAAACAGGUGCCUCUACGGAGAUCACCAAGCCGCUUCUCUUGGUCUGCGUCUAUGCAUCUCUCGGAGGAAUAGGUUUUGGAAUGGACUACAACUACUGGUCCGGCUUCCUGGGCAUGGCACAGUUUGCCAAAGACUUCGGCGUCUACAACGAAGUUACUGAUGAAUGGUAUAUCCCGUCUACAUGGCAGUCAGCAGCAACAGGAACGCCAACCGCCGGGCUCGCCCUCGGAGCCCUGGUCUCCGGCGUGAUUGGGAACAGAAUCGGCCGGGUAAAGACGUUCCUCGUGUCAGCCGUUAUUGGUGUUGUCGGGAUAUUAAUUCAGGCGUGUAGCUUCGGUAGCUAUUGGCAGUUCAUGGUCGGCAGAAUUGUGAACGCCGUUUCAUUGGGAAUUGUCUGCAAUGUCGUCCCAGCCUACCAAAGCGAAUGCGCCCCCUUCAAAAUUCGCGGCUCUCUCAUAAACACAUACCAGUUCUCCCUGCUGGUCGGCGGAACCCUCAUCCAAACCGCAAACUGGGGGCUCCACGAACGGACAGACCAAUGGGCCUACCGCGUCGUCAUACUCCUGCAGUUCAUCGUGCCAAUAGUCCUCCUCAUCGGCGCAUUCGUCCUCCCCGAGUCCCCGCGCUGGCUAGUAGGCAAGGGCCGGCGCGACGACGCCGCCAAAGUCCUGCACCUCCUACGCCGCGGGACACCACACGACCUCAUCGAGCAGGAGGCAGAUCUGCUCUACCUCUCCGAGCAGGAACAGCAGGCUCUGCACGGCUCCGUGUCAUGGCUCGAUUGCUUCAAGGGCCCGAAUCUCCGACGCACCGCUAUCGCGACGGGGAUGCAGUGCAUGCAGCAGACGCAGGGGAGCGGGUUCAUGUCAAACUACCUCGUCGUCUUCCUGCAGGGGAUCGGGAUUACGAACGAGUACCGGACGAGCGUGCUCAUGACCUUCACGAACAUGAUGUCGUGCGCGUUUGCCUUCUAUUUCGUUGAUCGGUUGGGACGCAGACCGCUUGUGCUCGCUUCGACGGUCGUAAUGGGCGCAUCCAUGUUCGCUAUUGCCGGGGUGACGGGGUACGGCGACCAGCAGGCAAAUGCGAGCGGUGCGCUGGCGGGCCUGUUCCUUUGGCAGAUAUUUCAGGCAAUCGGGUGGUCAUCUUGCGUCUGGAUCAUAACAGCCGAAGUGCCCACCCUGCAACUCCGCGAGAAAACAAUAACCAUCGCGUCCUUCUCCGGCUUCGUCGUCAACGUGCUAGUCACCUACAUCAGCCCUUUCAUCCAGGAUACCGAGUACGCGGGCCUUGAAGGCCGAAUCGGGUUCAUCUACGGCGGGUUCUCGGUUCUCGCGCUAGUCUGGGCGUUCUUCGUUGUUCCGGAGCUUAAGGGGCGUAGUCUGGAGGAGCUGGACGAGCUCUUUGAAAAUCGGGUGUCCACCCUCAAGUUCCAGAGGUAUGAAUGUCAGGGGUAUGGGUCUCGGUUGACGAUGGCGGAGAAUGUGGCGCAUGAUGAGAGUGCCAGGAAGGAGUUUCUGAAGGUUGAGGGGGUGGAAGUUGAUGUUUGA
Messenger RNA from Aspergillus mulundensis, 1569 nucleotides. RefSeq names its product sugar porter family MFS transporter. Gene Ontology annotation, molecular function: carbohydrate:proton symporter activity. The record is from RefSeq and is a predicted model, not a curated record. Gene Ontology annotation, biological process: carbohydrate transport; transmembrane transport. Gene Ontology annotation, cellular component: membrane. Lineage: Eukaryota; Fungi; Ascomycota; Eurotiomycetes; Eurotiales; Aspergillaceae. The transcript has 5 exons. The coding region runs from base 1 to 1569 and encodes 522 amino acids.